AUUGGGUCCUGUCGUCAGUCGAUCCGUCAUUUUGAUGUGAGAGGUGUGUUUUUGGGAAAAAACUCGAUCAGAGGUGAAAUAAACGUCCAAAUUUGUGUUAUUCGCACUCGAAUUGUUACGGUUCGCCGUUCUAGAUGUUGUGAAGACCGCAAAUUUCAGUUGAUGAAAAAAUCACCCACUAAACAAGCUGACAUUCCAGAAAAAUGAUUGUUUUGACGGUGAAGACCCUUGAUUCCCAGAACCACACUUUUACGGUUGAUGAUGAUAUCACCGUGGAGCAGUUCAAAACGAAAAUUGCAGAUACUGUCAAUAUCCCGGCCGAGACUCAACGCAUAAUUUACUGUGGGCGUGUGUUGCAAGAUGAGGCAAAACUGGGCGAUUAUGAUGUCAAUGGCAAAGUCGUGCAUUUGGUGCAGAGACCGCCCCCUAGUCAAAACCCCCCAACUACGCGAUCUGCUUCACCACAGCCUCCUCGGCGCGGUUUCCGGGGUUUUGACACUGAGAACACCAUGUAUUUGGGGUCCAUGGCGUUUCCCUCGAAUUUGAUGGAGUCGCAGGGGAUUGUGCCGCCGCCCCCGACGCAUUCCCUGGCCGGGAGCCGCCUCAAUGUCGCCCGAAGGAUGUUACGACGCGCUGAGGCCGUUAUAAGUCUUUUAGAGAACCCUUCGGCCCGCCCCAGCGAGCAAACCACGUCUGAAGAACAACAAGAAGAGGAAGUGACCCCCAUAAUUGAGGCUCGGGUCAUAGUCCCCCCUGGUAAUAGCGAUUCCAUCGACGAGGCUAUGGUUUUGUCAGCGGUCCAAAACACGCUAUUUGAUGCCGCUUCAGGCUCUAUACCAAUGGCGGCCGAAGUCACCAUAGAUGGAAGUGGUGGCUCACAGAAUGCUUCUGAAACGCCACCUGCUGAAAGAUCGGCGUCGUCGACGCCUGAAGAACCCACACCGUCGACGGCGGCUGAAGGGACGAGUGGCGAGCAAAGAAAUGGCGGAGUUAGUGCUAGAAGUUUGGCAGAGAACGCUUGGCGGACGGCCGAAAUGGCCGAACUUUUGACAACUCUAAAUCAGCUCCAAACACGAUUUGCACCGUUUUUGGAACGCUACCGCCAUUUCAUGGUCGAAGACCCCAUUAUCCCUCAGGAAAACGUGCGUCAAACCCAGGCGAUGCUGACUCGCGUCUCCGAAGUUCUCCACUUCCUAGGCCACGCCUACCACUCGCUCAGCGAUAUAAUAAUUCGUGUACGGACACCUCCGCCCCGCCCACUUCUUUGUCGUCCAAUCCUGAUCCAGCAUUCAGCCGUGGUUCAAGCCGGAAUACCGAUUCAAGUCGAGGUAGCGCAGUUCAACUUGGCGGAACGCCCCAAUGCUUCAACGACAAGCAGUACUGCCACUACAAACACUGAAACUUCGACGACGAAUGCCGGCGAUGGGGGCGCAAGGACUACGCCCUCGGCCCCACAACCAUCGGUUAAUUUCAGGGGAUUUCCGUUUAUUCCAGCCGCCUCGAUGCGAGUGCAGUCGUUUCCGAUUGAGGUUCGUACGACUGCUAGACCUGUCAAUGUUGUGCACAGUACACAGAGGACCCAAAAUAAUAAUAAUAAUACAGUGGGGGCGUCUGAAAAUAGGACUCCAUCUACUACGACAGCCCCCACAAGCUCAACCAGCUCAACAUUCAAUAUGCCCAACUUGAAUAAUUCCAGUGUUGAAUUUUUCAUGGAAGUAACACCGGAAGUUUUGCAAGGUACCUUAAAUGGUCCACCACCGGAAUUUCUUCAAUCAUUGGUCCAAAUGGCCGGUCAGAUAAUGAAUCGUAUUACCACAACAGCAACCACAUCUGAUACUAACACAACGACGACAACCUCGCCGUCAUCAUCGGCCGACUCCGCCCAGUCGAGUCAAGCUACGCCCUCUCAACAAACAGCGUCCGGUCAAAACUCCCAAGCGCGUGGUAACACCCAAACCAAUCCGACAACAGCCACACAUACACGGUCGACGCCCCGCCCCCACGUCCAUCUUGCUCAGCAGGCAAUGCAAGGCGGAUUUGAUCCAUUUCUACCAUGUAAUUCACAUCACGUGACACAUAGAAGGCGGGCGCAACAAGCAACAGCCACGCCUACCGUUAGACAGCAGCAGCAGCAGCAAGGGAGACAGCCCGAGAGUGAAGAGGGAGGAGAGCAGAGGGCGGCGUCACAGAAUUUGCAUAGUUUGUUUGAUGAGAUUUAUUCGACGUUGAGGACGGCGUAUAGGAGACGGCGGGAGGGGAAUAAUGCAACAGGAGGUGGAGCGAGAAGUGAGGGACAGUCGGAAGGAAGUGGAGAAGAAGCUGGAAGUUUGACAGGACAAGCAUCGGGAAGUGAAGGCGGGGCUACGGCAGAGGCGGGUCCGUCUUCCUUUGCCAACUUGUUGUCGCGUUUGGAAAGACAUUUCGUCAAUCUGCCCAACAUGUUGCAAGGCCCAACAAUCGCCGAUAUUUUGCAACAGUUACCUCUCGAUGAAUCACAGGAAAAUCCCGGCGAGAGUAUCAUCACCGAUCUUAUAAUGUUACUAUCACGAAAUUUGACCAUAGUUGACAUGAUUACAUUAAACACCGGUAAUUUUGAGCCUCUAAAUCGAGUCACCAACGAAAUACAACAGUUUUUCACUACAAGGGUUCUAGAUGGUACGAAUACCCCUCAAGCUGUAAAUGCCGGCGUUGAUAGGUUUAUAAAUGAAAUGCAGCCGUUUUUCCAAAAUUUUAGUCGAUUGAGGGUCAACGACGACAUAGAUAUUGUUAGAUCUGUGGAAACGCUUUUUAGAAGAAGACUGCCGGAUAUAAUCACGACUGCAACGAAUUUAAAUUCGUCAAAUAUGCGAACUUUUGUCGAUCAGUGUUUAAUGUUAGCGAAAAUGAUGUGUGCACUGACACUAACAGCAAGUGCCAAUGGCCAACAAGGGGUCGAAGAAACGUUCCAACAGAUUAUAACAUCGUAUAUGCAAGGCAUCCCGACUGAGCUCCAAAACUGGACGAUGAUCACCAGUUGUGCGAAUCUCCACCAUUUUAUGGCCAAUUUAGGGAUUGAUCGAAGCGAAGUUGAGCCAUAUAUUGUGAGAAAUACGGAUGUUUCAAUGGCCACACCUCCCGACCCGACUGUACAAACUGAAGUUAGGAAUACAACACAGGACGUCGAGAAUAUGGAAUUGGACGAAGCCGAGACUUCUGUAGACUUGCCCCCCUUGUCGCUAAGUGAUGAUAGCGAACCCGUACCAAAUAUAGUGCUAGGUUCGGAACCCUGGCACAGUCAGGUACCCGAAGAUUGGGUGCCGAUUAUUACCAGAGAUGUGCAAAGACAGCGACGACAGAACCCACAACCGCCGUUCAGUGAUGCGUAUUUAUCAGGAAUGCCAACCAAAAGGCGUAAAAUUGUCAAUAGUACGAAGCCGCAAGGGAGUCUUCCACAAGUUAUAGCAGAGAGUGUGAGACGGGCCGUAACAGCGACGGGUUUGUCCUCGGUGGCGCCGGUGGAGAUGGUGUCUCAGGGGGCAGGCGAGUCGGUGGAUGUUCAAGCCGCCUACAGGAGUUUGCUCAGGACGACAGUUCAGACAGCGCUCAGAGAUAAUGAAGACUUUACCCCCGAGAGGUUUCCAAACGCUUCGACUUAUUUUAAGACACAGUAAUGUUAUAUUGGAUAAAUAUAGUCUCACUUAACCAUUAUAUUAUCCUAUUAUUACUAUCAUCACUGUAUCACUGGUUGUUAUUUUUGUGGGUUUAUUAUUACAUUUCAAGAAAAGGUUUUUUUACUAGGUAAUCUACAUCCAGUUUAAUUUAUUAUUUUCUUAGGGAUAGAUGUAACAAUCUACACUUGUAUUUUUUUAAACAAUGUUUACGUGAUAGUGAUAUAUUGUGCUUAUGAUACUGUUUUUUUUGUUCUGAUGAAUUUGUAAUGUUAGAAAAUUGAAUAAAAGAGAAUCCACGAUAAA
Messenger RNA from Tribolium madens (black flour beetle), 3953 nucleotides. Its product is annotated as large proline-rich protein BAG6. The record is from RefSeq and is a predicted model, not a curated record. The transcript is spliced from 17 exons. Gene Ontology annotation, molecular function: polyubiquitin modification-dependent protein binding; misfolded protein binding. The coding region runs from base 204 to 3650 and encodes 1148 amino acids. Gene Ontology annotation, cellular component: BAT3 complex. Lineage: Eukaryota; Metazoa; Arthropoda; Insecta; Coleoptera; Tenebrionidae.